UCUCUAUGCCCCAUGUUCUGAGUUUUCUCCUAUGCUUUUGUUGGUUAACAACCAACCACAACUUUCUAUAGUUCUUCACUACUCCUAGAGGCUUGACGGAGUCAAGCUGUCUGGAGGGAAUGAUUUUGUUGAAAUCAAUUCAUCUAAUCAUGCCUCAACUGGAUAAAUUCACUUAUUUUUCACAAUUCUUCUGGUUAUGCCUUUUCUUCUUUACUUUCUAUAUUUUCAUAUGCAAUGAUGGAGAUGGAGUACUUGGGAUCAGCAGAAUUCUAAAACUACGGAACCAACUGCUUUCACACCGGGGGAAGACCAUCCGGAGCAAGGACCCCAACAGUUUGGAAGAUCUCGUGAGAAAAGGUUUUAGCACUGGUGUAUCCUAUAUGUACGCUAGUUUAUUCGAAGUAUCCCAAUGGUGUAAGGUCGUCGACUUAUUGGGAAAAAGGAGGAAAAUCACUUUGAUCUCUUGUUUCAGAGAAAUAAGUGGCUCGCGAGGAAUGGAAAGAAAUAUAUUAUAUAAUAUAUCGAAGUCCUCUCCUUCAAAUACUGGAAGGUGGAUCACUUGUAGGAAUUGUAGGAAUGACAUAAUGCUAAUCCAUGUUGUACAUGGCCAAGGAAGCAUAAAAUGAUUCUUUCAUUCUAUAGAUACCUUUGGUAGGUAAAGCACUCUACUGUGCUUUAUUGAAAGUUCCCAUCGCGGGGGCGAGGAUACUUGCCUUCGCGGUUCGACUUUCUUUUCAGGCUUGACUCAUUAUUUUCCGGUCCUCUCCUCCCCUUUAGAGCUCUUUAUGAUGCCCACUGAGUAAGAUUCGGGGGCUUCCGGCGCAGAAGCUCAUUCUGAACCGCGGGAACUUCGUCUCUUCGACACAAACGUUAUGUCAAGAGGCUGAUGGUGGUGAGGAUCUAUGCGCACUCAAAUAAAAGUAGCUUGCGUAUUGGGUUAUCCACGGUGUUAGGUGCUCCAUUGCACCCUCAUGUGGAGGGU
Eutrema salsugineum is the source of this 982-nucleotide messenger RNA. RefSeq names its product ATP synthase protein YMF19. Gene Ontology annotation, cellular component: mitochondrion; membrane. The record is from RefSeq and is a predicted model, not a curated record. The transcript has a single exon. The coding region runs from base 120 to 626 and encodes 168 amino acids. NCBI's taxonomy places the organism in Eukaryota, Viridiplantae, Streptophyta, Magnoliopsida, Brassicales, Brassicaceae.